This is a messenger RNA of Prunus armeniaca (apricot), 216 nucleotides long. The record is from the annotation of a GenBank genome assembly. Lineage: Eukaryota; Viridiplantae; Streptophyta; Magnoliopsida; Rosales; Rosaceae.
AUGUCUAGCAUAUCACCAGACAUCAUCUCCCAUCGGCUAAACAUUAGUCCUGCCGUUCGACUUGUUCGGCAGAAGCGUCGUGCCUAUGAACCAGAAAGGUACGAGGCCAUGAAGGCGGAGGUGGAUAAGCUAAGCAGCAUUGGAUUCAUCAAGGAGGUGGACCAUCCCACCUGGCUAGUCAAUGUGGUGAUGAUACGUAAACCACAGAAGGACUAA